UAAAGCGCUAUAUAAAUAAAGGUGAUUGAUUGAUUGAUAAGUAUAAGCAGUUUUUUUCAGGCUUUUAAUGUAAGAGGCGAUUGCAAAUAGAAGAUUAGAAAUAGAAGAUUGUAAAUAGUGCCAGUUUUCAUGUUGACUUUAAUUAUAAAUAUUUCAUUUAUAGUCCAGGCAAUAGCUCAGUCGAGUUUACAUAUUAUGUAUUAAAGAGUAAAGUCUCUCUAUCCACCAAAGGGUCAUUAGCCUAAAAACUGAUGUGUGUAGUAUGUUUUGAGCAGGAGAAGGCAGACUUUACAAGAUAAUGGAGGAUGCUAUUGCUGUGAUUGGCUGUUUUUUCUGUGCGGGAAAAUGUGAGGGGGUGGGCUUUGCCUUUCUGGAGAAGGAGGAGGAACAGCCAGGAGACCGUGAGUGUGUGUGUGUGUGUGUGUGUGUAUGUGUGAAAGAAAGAGAGAGAGAGUAAGCAGCCGUACACAUGCUGGUUGGCAUGGACACACGACAGGCAAAUGGAAAAGAAAUAUUCUAAAGAUUCUGCUUCCUUCCAGUCCAUAAUCAGGUAAGAAAAAGAAAAUGACAAAUAAAGAAGAACAAAGACAGAUAGAGGGACACUGGAUGUUUGCAGACUGGUGAAUAUGUGUAAUAACAACAUAGGUGGAUAGAUGCUUUGUGUUCUUGUGUGAAGGUCUGCUCACAUGUGCAUGAUGAAGAACAUGAUGAUAUUCCUAGACUGUGACUUAUCGUGGAUUGUUUGUGAAUAGAUAUAUUUGUGGUCAUUUGCACAUACAUGAAAGAUGCAAAAGAUGCAGCAUGUCUUCUCUGUGGCUUUGCUGCUUCUGAUGGUAUCAUGGUAACAGCUCAAAAUGCUGUCAGAUCUGUCCUCCUGCUAGUUUGCUGUGCUGUCCUCUGCUCCUCUAUAGGGCCUCCUGUGCUGUCUUCAUAUGCCAAGACAGAAGACAAGCUGUUUAAACAUCUCUUCAGCAACUACCAGAAAUGGGUGAGACCAGUGGAGGAUCUAAACAGAACGGUGCAGGUCAAAUUUGGUCUGGCUAUCUCCCAGCUCGUGGAUGUGAAUGAGAAGAACCAGUUAAUGACAACCAAUGUUUGGAUGAAGCAGGAAUGGACAGACAUGAAACUCCGAUGGAAUCCGGAUCAUUAUCUGGGCAUCACCUCCAUCAGAGUUCCCUCAGACUCCAUCUGGAUUCCUGACAUUGUGCUCUAUGACAAUGCAGAUGGUAAUUUCGAGGCCACAGUGACAAAAGCGGUAGUCAGAUAUGACGGCACUAUUUCCUGGACUCCUCCUGCUAACUAUAAAUCUGCCUGCACCAUCGAUGUGACGUUCUUCCCCUUUGACCUUCAGAACUGCUCCAUGAAGUUUGGCUCCUGGACCUACGAUGGUUCCCAGGUGGAUAUUCUCCUUGAAGAUGUACAUGUGGACAAACGUGACUAUUUUGACAACGGUGAAUGGGAGAUUGUGACGGCCACAGGUAGCCGGUGUUUGAGAAGUGAUGGAACCUUCUUCUAUCCAUUCAUCACUUAUUCCUUUAUUAUCAGACGUCUUCCUCUUUUCUACACACUCUUCCUCAUCAUUCCCUGCAUUGGAUUGUCUUUCCUGACCGUGCUGGUGUUUUAUCUCCCAUCUAACGGAGGGGAGAAAAUCUCCCUCUGCACGUCUGUCCUCGUCUCUCUUACUGUCUUUCUUCUGGUGAUAGAAGAGAUCAUCCCUUCCUCCUCAAAGGUGAUUCCUCUCAUUGGAGAAUAUCUGGUCUUCACUAUGAUCUUCGUGACACUUUCCAUCGUCAUCACUGUCUUUGCCAUUAACAUCCAUCAUCGCUCCUCAUCCACUCAUCACAACAUGGCGCCCUGGGUCCGCCGUAUCUUUCUGCACCACUUGCCUAGACUGCUCUGCAUGCGCAGCCAUGUGGACCGCUAUGCCACCACCACAGCGAGAAAUGGAAGAGAAGGGCUGGGCCAUGGGAAGAGUUCAGGCCAGGAUUCCACUCCUUUGCUCAAUGCAGAACAGAGUCUGCGGGCAGCCUUAGAAUCUAUACGCUACAUCACUCUUCAUGUGGUGAAGGAGAAUGAAGUCAGAGAGGUUGUUCAGGACUGGAAGUUUGUGGCCCAGGUUCUGGACCGGGUUUUCCUGUGGGUGUUUCUCUUAGUAUCACUGCUUGGCUCUGCUCUGCUUUUCAUUCCUGUCAUCUAUAAAUGGGCCAACAUAAUUGUUCCCAGCUAUGCUGGAAGUACCAGCUAAAACACAUGAAUGUAUAACAUUUUAAAAUCUUUGGCUUGGAUAACAUUUUUGCAUUAUUAUAUUUAUAACUGUAGUCCUCAAAACAUCUAUGCAACUUGUGGCAAUUGAGCGCUGUAAUUUAUGCAGUAACGUUCUGCAUUACAUUAUACGUUGUCUGCUGAUUUCAUUACAAUAAAAUGUACAAUAAUAACUGUGACUGUGUCAAAGUUAUUGUGCUUCCUGAAAAUAUUAUAAAAACUCCUAAAAUACUCCAUGGUUUUACUAGGCUGUGAUGUUAACCAUAGUAUAAGUCUUAAUACAUAAUAAGUCCCACUCCAACUUCCUGUUCAUACAUAGUAUGUCCCGCUCCAGAUUCCUGUUUAAUAGAAAAUGCAUCAACACAGGACAAACAUAUCAAGUUAUUUCAUGGGAUAAAGAGUUUUACAGGAAUUGUUCUGACCAAAGUACAAAAGUGCUGAAAAUUUCCACACUCUCGAUUGUAGAUGUGUUUGUUUUUUCAUCAUAACUGAUUUGGAAACAUUUAGCAUUACAUCACUUGCUCACAAAUGGAUCUUCUGUAGAGAAUAGGCUCCAUCAGAAUGAGAGUCCAAACAGCUGAUACUUCAUUUGUUUCUCUGUGUGCAACAAAACAACUGGGAAAAGUCAUGGUUCCCUUUCAGUCGGUCA
Molecule: messenger RNA, 2911 nt
Organism: Carassius gibelio (silver crucian carp)
Lineage: Eukaryota; Metazoa; Chordata; Actinopteri; Cypriniformes; Cyprinidae
Gene: chrna5
Product: cholinergic receptor, nicotinic, alpha 5
Exons: 9
Coding region: 779-2245 (488 amino acids)
Biological process (GO): nervous system process; signal transduction; chemical synaptic transmission
Cellular component (GO): postsynaptic membrane; neuron projection; synapse
Molecular function (GO): transmembrane signaling receptor activity; acetylcholine-gated monoatomic cation-selective channel activity
Source: RefSeq, a predicted model, not a curated record